Messenger RNA from Linum trigynum, 1877 nucleotides. NCBI's taxonomy places the organism in Eukaryota, Viridiplantae, Streptophyta, Magnoliopsida, Malpighiales, Linaceae. The record is from the annotation of a GenBank genome assembly.
GUACAUAUCUAAAAAUUUCAUAUCAUAAACCCUAAAAAGAAAAAAGAAAAAAAACUCUGCUCCUCCAUUGCAUUUUUUAGGCUGUCAACCGGUCGGUUUCGGUUUAACCGAAAACCCGAUUAUCGUUUAAACCGAGCCACCCUACACACCUGCCGACCACCAACCGUGAGAGUGGUCACGGUUAGCCGGCCAACCGACCGGUCGGUUUCGGUUUUAGGCUCGGUUAGCCGACCAACAGGAAAUUACCUUUUCUUAAAAAAAAAUUAAAAAUAAAAACAAAAAAUCCUGCACCACUCAAACCUUAUCUCAUCUCUCCUUCCUUCCACGGUUCCACUUCCACCACAGACCACUUCUCUCACACCCACCAAACAUCUCCUCCUCUCACCUUCUUCCUCUCACCAAACCACUUCUUCUCACACAUUCUUUCUCUUCGCCGAUCCUCAACGACGUCAACUGCACGCAGGUCAUGGCCACUAGACCACUUCUCCCCGGGCCGCGAAGGAGGCGAAGGAGACCGGGAGCCCCUGCGUUGCGAGGCUGCAGCGUGUUCCCGCGGACGUCGAGCCGACGUGGUUGGCGAUUCGAGGUGGACGCGAACGGCGGAGCGGAGGGCUGGGGUCGUCGUCGGGGUCGGAGGGUGGAGAUGCAGAGGUACGGCGCGACGCAGCGGUUACCGCGAUGGGAAGCAUGCGGAGGGCGAGGUGCAAGGACGGCGACGCGGCGGCAGAGGCGAGGUGGACGGGGACAGUGGUGCGGCAGCGGCGAGGUGGACAGUGGUGCGGCGGCGGCGAGGUGGACGAAGGGGUGUGAGUUUUGUUUUUAGAUCUAGGGUUUUGGGGAAGGUUAUGUGAGUGGAGGAGGAGAUAAUGGACAGAUUUUGGGAAAGUUAGGUGGGUCUCGGUUGGGGUCGGUUAAUCACCGUCGGUUACUCGGUCAACCGACUCCUUCCUUUUCCCAGCCGACCACCGACCGCCAAGGUAACCAGUUGAUUUUCGGUUAGCUUGUAACCGGCCGGUUUUCGGUUGUAACCGACGGUUACCCGCUAACCGGCAACCGAAAUGCCAGCCCUAGCAUUUUUCCCCCAAAUCCCACUAGUUGUGCUCUUCACCAUCUCCACGGUUUAUCUAUUCUCUAGAAAACAUAAACAAAAAAGAACGGCCACUUGCCCCCUUCCCAUUUAUCUUCCAUUCCUGAUUUGCUUGUUUCUCUCCCAGAAAACGAGAUAUCCCUAUCAGCUUUUGUCCAUCGAUUUUUCAAUCCCUCACUCUCCCUAUCCAAAUAUCACCAUCCAAAACCUUUUCCCAAACCUCCCAAAUCCCACCAAACCAUUCCCGCUUGCCACCAAACCCGAUCCUGGCGAGCCAACGGCAUCCCGUGCCGUUCACCGAUUCUCUCCAUCCAAACCCCAAAUGUCUCUCCAGCCGGCAGAUCUUGUUGGAAAUGUAUAUGAAUAGCUUUGAAAGCUAUAGAGUCUCUAGUGGAAAAACUACCACAUUGGUAGUUUUACUUGGUGAAAUGUGUAUAAAGAUAGGAGCCUCUCUCCCAAGGGCAUGCCCCUUGGGGUGACCCACUUUUGUGGGAGAGGGAGGACCUAACGGACCACCACACACGCGCGCGCGCGCCGUCAGUCCGUCCGGUCGGUCGGUCGGUUGGUUGGUUGGUUGGUUGGUUCACUUGAGACUAUAUAUAUUUUUUUGGAGAAAUUCCGAACGAAAUUAAUUAUCUAAUAAUUAAUUAUUAAUCUGUUAUUCUGAGGUAUAUUCCUAAGGAUAAUCGACUAAAAAAGAAUAUUCGAAGGAUAAUCCCUCCGAGUUUAUCUUAACCGACGUUUUAAUUAAGGAAGUAAUUAUCUUCCUUAAUUAAUCCGACUUAUUCCC